AUGGAUUACGUAUUCAUGGACUCGACGGUUUCGUCGUGGUCAGAUGAACUCGAAAAAGAUUUCGAUAAAGCGUUCGUGUCACUUGAUCUACUACUUGGUGAGAUAGACAGUGAUCAGGUUGAAAUAACAUAUGAAGGUCGUCAAAAGAUGACAGCCUUAAGUGCCUGCUUUGCUCAACUUAUCCACAAAGCUCAUACAAUGCAACAUACAAUUACGAAACAAGACAAAGAAAUCGUUCAAUUACGAGAAUCAUUAGCUCAAGCGAACGCAGGAGCGAGAGCAUUGGAGAAAGAAGCUCAACAGCUCAUGUUACAAGUGCAUUCCUUACAGUGUCAGCUUCAUUCGAAGACAGCUCCCCAUGAAUCAGACAUGAUUAAGAAGAAAUUAGAAGGAGAAAUUUUAUCGUUUCGGGCGGAACUCAUACCAUCAUUGCUUGCUGAUUGUGAAAGAGAAGAGUUACGAAAAGAAAAUGAACGACACAAACGUCUCAUAUCAGCUCUCGAAACUGAAGUUUUUGGUGCUCGUUUGGCAGCUAAGUACCUUGACAAAGAGUUAGCCGGAAGAAUACAACAAAUACAAUUGCUUGGCAGGAAUAUGAGGGGCGUGGAGCAUGACCGCUUAUGGAAUCAGUUAGAAGCGGAAAUUCAUCUUCAUCGCCAUAAAACUGUUAUAAGAGCUUGCCGGGGUCGAGGAAAUACCAAAGGCUUGGCAGUGCCGCCCCGUCACGAUACUAGAAAUCUGCGACGGCGAAAAGGUGUGGGUGAAACAAGACAGGUUCAUUUACCAAAACUGCCACACGAAGGACUAGGCAUAUCCAUAACAGGUGGAACAGAACAUGCUUUACCUAUAGUAAUAUCUGAAAUUCAACCUGGGCAACCUGCUGAUCGAUGUGCUCAACUAUUUGUUGGGGAUGCUAUUCUGUCAGUUAACGGGUUUGACUUGAGACAAGCACGACAUCAGGAAGCUGUUGAUAUUUUGAGUAGUCAGCAAGGGGACCUUAAUUUGGAGGUUGUAUACGUGGCUCCUGAUGAAGAUUCUGACGAUGAUGGAACUGUUAUGAUAGCUGAUAGUAGUGGCUGUCUAUAUAAUAUGUAUAAUAAUGGAAUAAAUGAGGAGCCAUCUUCCAGCAGGUCAUCAACAGUCUCUCAACAUAAUUCUGAAGCUGGUAGCUCUGAUAUGAAAGCUUAA
Messenger RNA from Auanema sp. JU1783, 1188 nucleotides. The record is from the annotation of a GenBank genome assembly. NCBI's taxonomy places the organism in Eukaryota, Metazoa, Nematoda, Chromadorea, Rhabditida, Rhabditidae.